Molecule: messenger RNA, 2321 nt
Organism: Durusdinium trenchii
Lineage: Eukaryota; Dinophyceae; Suessiales; Symbiodiniaceae
Source: the annotation of a GenBank genome assembly
CUAAACUGCUAAACAUAUUGAACGUGGUGAGUGACCCGCUUUGCACCCCCUUCCAGCAGCCCUUGGUCCUGCCGAAUGUCUGGUUUUCCGUAAAAUAACAACUUUGAACUAGGCACAGCUUAAAGGGUUCCUACCUCUCUUCCAUAGGGUUGCAAAGAGUACCAGGCAGCCCUUGUCCCAGCGUUUUCUUCUCCCACUCCGGGCCCCACUCCAUUUUCCAUAGCAUUGGCCACUCUUGAUCCAGUUUAAUUAGCCUUUUUGUAUCAAGCCGCGGCUGCAAGAUCUGAACUUGCGUUCCCUUUCUAAAUGUCGCCAGGUCAGACCAGGUCGAACAACGUGUGAUCCCAUGAUCCCUGCUAUCGUUUACCAUUGGCUGACUUCCUCACGAAAGCAAGCCUGGCAACUAGUCAUGGCAGGCCAAUUCAGCAUUCAAUGUCACUUGAAAAGGUGCAGUCCAGCCACUUCUCCUGUCCAAGAUCCUCAGAACGUAAUAGAUGCUGUCUCAAACUCAACACUGUUGCGCGCCAAGAGGUCACACGAAAACACAUGUAAGAACAAGCGUGGGCAGCCAAGACUGUAAGGUCGCUGUUGGAUCUCUUGAGAACCUCGAGGUCGUGAGGUGUUUGAUGUAGGAAGCGUGCGGGCCUUGUCAACAGUAUUUGGUACAGCUUUCGCUGUCGGAUGCGCAUCUCGUUUGUCCUUGACUGUUUGACUGACUGUGCACCUUAAGAGUUUUGCGGCUUUGCGGUCUCAAUUCUUAAUCCCCGCAGGUCCAAAUCACCUCCAGUUGAUUGAGGUUGAAUGGGGUUCGGAUUCCUUCUUUCCUUAGGGCAAGCUUGUUGAGGCACCAAUGCUGAAACUGUGCCUGACAUUCUCCAUCAUUCUCCUCAAUGUUUGUGCGUUUAUUUUUGGUUGAAAGGCGCAUCAGUCCCGCAGGGAAACUGCACCAACCCGAUCGCAGGUUGAUUGCAUAAGGAUGGUGGCUUAGGUAGGCCAAAUGUUGUGCUUUGCGAACUCCCAUUGGCCCCGUUCUAUAUGUGGCAAGAGCCUUGCGACUGACACUCGAUUGCUUCCGUGCAAUGGUGACUCAAGUGCUUGGAAGUGUUGGUCACGGUUGCUGACAUUACAUGUCGGAAGUUUUGCGGUGUAUGACAUGUUCUAUAUAUCUGGCUCGUGGGUUCCAUGUUCGUGGAGCUUGGGUGCCAAAUGAAGGCUGGACUAUGGGCCCGGGCACUUGCUGGGAUGGCACCAGGCAUUGAGCAUGAAGAUGCAUGAAGGCAUUGAAGGGAUAUGUGUUUUUGCGUCACCGUGCUGCUUGCAAGGACAGUAUGGACUUGACGCGACAUUUGUUCACAGCCUGAGUCCCAAAGAUACUGCUUUCAGAGCUGGUGAAAAACUCUUUGGCUUCACAAUGCAGGUGGUGCUGACCCUCGCAUCUGAGGGAAGUGGCCGCUGUGAGUGGGGUGCUACACACUUUUGUUGGCCUCGUUUGUACGUUUCGCAUUCCGUUUCGUCCAGGUGGCGGAAGAUUGCUGAAGAUGGCCAGGAGCUUCAGGAGGUUGUAUCAUCGACGAUGCCGGCGCUCGGCAACCUUGCCAUUCAUGGCCUCACUUGCAACAAUGAACUUGCGCAUCGAGUCUUUUGGGAUGAAGGUCGCCGUUUGGCACUAGUCUUGUUUUGCCGCUCUCCUGAAAUAGAAGCACUCCUGAAAGGGAAAGGAGCACAGAGCCGUCUUUCCAUGCGCUAUUGGUGGAGAAAGGAGCAUGAGAAAGUGAAAUGAGCUGGGCGCAAUUCGUGCCUUGCAUCGGGAAACUGUGUGUUUCACUUACAUGUAUCCUUCAGUGCUUGCGGCUGGAGAUUCUGACUUCUGACUGAGAAAGGGCAAGGAUUCGUCGUCCGGUAUUUUCAAUUGCGUAGGGAAAUGUUUGUCAUUAUGCACUGCAUUUCACAUCUUGUCAUGAAUAGGCCUUUGCGCCGCCUCGCUUUGGAACACGUAUUUCGGAUCGCUUUGAACUGCGGAAAAUGGAUUGUUUUGGAAUGUACAGUAAUACGCUGCAAUGGUGCGUGCAAUGCCUGUCUCUUACUGGUGGAUUGUUUUUGAAGGUGGAGCGUGUUAUUCCAGUUUCCAGGUUUCCAGCCAGCAUGCGGGUUCCAGGCGGAAAACGUCUCGCUUGUACACGUGCAAGUUGGAAGGCUGAGAAGCCUUUGAGGAGCGCGCGCCUGCACACACUCAAAUGCCAGCAUGACAAUAUGUCAGCAAAACAGCCUGACAAGGUAGGGAAAAGGUCUCAUUCCCAGGUAGCGAGCCACGCGAGUGUAAA